Molecule: messenger RNA, 3446 nt
Organism: Sciurus carolinensis (gray squirrel)
Lineage: Eukaryota; Metazoa; Chordata; Mammalia; Rodentia; Sciuridae
Gene: Srrm3
Product: serine/arginine repetitive matrix 3
Exons: 15
Coding region: 193-2145 (650 amino acids)
Molecular function (GO): mRNA binding
Source: RefSeq, a predicted model, not a curated record
GGCAGCGGCGCCCGCGGGAAGACGGAGGGCGCGGGGCCGCGGGGCCCGCGGAGCUGCUGAGUCGAGCCGAGCCAAGCCGAGGAGGCGGCCCGGACCUGCGGGGCGGCGGGGCCCGGCUACAGCGCCCGGGAAAGCGCGGCGGUCAGCGGAGAGGGCCGGCGGCCGAGGUCAGCGGCUCCGGGGCCUCCCGCCAUGUCCUCCACCGUCAACAACGGGGCGGCCAGCAUGCCGUCCCCACCCGACGCCGCCAACGGCUUCCCGCAGCCCGGAGCUUCGUCGGGGGCCUGGCCGCGGGCAGAGGAGGAGCCGCGCGCUGCGGAGCCGGGCCUGGUGAAGCGCGCGCACCGCGAGAUCCUGGACCACGAGCGCAAGCGGCGCGUGGAGCUCAAAUGCAUGGAGCUGCAGGAGAUGAUGGAGGAGCAGGGGUACUCGGAGGAGGAGAUCCGGCAGAAGGUGGGGACGUUCCGGCAGAUGCUGAUGGAGAAGGAAGGAGUGCUCACCAGGGAGGACCGGCCUGGGGUCCACAUUGUGGCGGAGACUCCGCGGCCAACCGAGGGCACAGAGCCGGGCCUGGAGUACGCGCCCUUCGAGGAGGACGACGGCCCAGUGGACUGCGACUGCCCGGCCGCCUGCUACCGCGGGCACCGGGGGUACAGGACCAAGCACUGGUCCAGCAGCUCAGCGUCGCCCCCUCCCAAGAAAAAGAAGAAAAAGAAAGGCGGCCACCGGAGAAGCCGCAAAAAGAGGAGAAUAGAGUCAGACUGCAGCUGUGGGAGCGCCUCACCCCUGCGCAAGAAAAAGAAGAGUGUAAAGAAGCACCGCAGAGACAGGUCUGAUUCCGGGUCCAGGAGGAAGAGGCGGCACAGAUCUCGAAGCCCCAAGAGCAAACGGAAAGAAAAGAACAAAGAGAGGAAGAGGCCUCACGCAGAGUCCCCGAACCGGAGAUCCCACCGCCACAGCAGCGGCAGUUCUCCCAGCCCCUCGCUGUCCUCGCACUUCAGUGACUCCGGAUCACCUGGCAGGCUGAGCCCCAAGCACCGAGACGAUGGGCGGAAGACGGGCAGCCAGCGGUCCAGCGGGAGCCGGUCGCCUUCCCCGUCGGGCUGCAGUGAAUGGGGGUCGCCCCAGCAGAACGGCGGCAGCAGGCAGCGGAGCGGAGCGCACCGUGGCCGCCCCGGCUCAGCGCACAGCCCGCCCGAUAAGCCCAGCUCGCCCUCGCCCAGGGCCCGCGACAAGGCUGCGGCCGCGGCGCCCACGCCGCCCGCGCGGGGGAAGGACAGCCCGAGCCCGCGAUCCGCCCCGUCGUCGCAGGGCCGCGGAGGCCGCGCGGCGGGCGGGGCGAGGCGGCGGCGGCGGCGGCGGCGGCGGCGCUCGCGGUCCUCGGCGUCCGCGCCCCGCCGCAGGGGCCGCCGGCGCGCCCGGCCCGCGCCGCCCCGGGGCUCGUCGCGCUCGCUCAGCAGGGCCCACUCCAGCAGCGACUCGGGCGGUGGAGGCGCCCCGGGCCCCGGGCCCGAGCCCGGCUCCGAGCGAGGCCACGGCGGACACGGGAAACGGGCGAAGGAGCGGCCCGCGCGCCCGCGGCCGGCCAGCACCUCGCCGUCCCCCGACCCGCACAGCAGGCGCGGCGGCCCGGAGGGGAAGAGCUCGUCGCGCAGCCCGGGUGCCCACCCCCGGUCCUGGAGCUCCAGCCGCUCGCCCUCUAAAUCCCGCUCGCGCUCGGCGGAGAAGAGGGCCCGCAGCCCCAGUCGCUCGCCGUCGCCCAAGAAAACCCUCGGCCGGGACAAAGACGGAGAGGGCCGCACGAGGCACGCAGAGGCCGAGGCCGCCCGCGCACGGCGCCGCUCGCGCAGCUACUCGCCCAUCCGCAAGCGGCGCCGCGACUCGCCCAGCUUCAUGGAGCCGCGGCGCAUCACCAGCGCCCGGAAGCGUCCCAUCCCCUACUACCGGCCCAGCCCCUCCUCUUCCUCCAGCUGCCUGAGCAGCGACUACUCAAGCAGGAGUCCCAGCCGCAGCCCCAGCCCAGGCCACAGCCACGGAAGCUACAGCAGCCACAGUCGUGGGACCCGCAGCCGCACACGCAGCCCCUCCCGGACCCCCAGUCCCAGCUACCAAAGCCGGAGCAGCUCUGAGAGUGGGGGUUUCUGAGCCCAGACAGACCCAGUUUGGGGUCCCCUGGCGCAGGGAGAGGCCAGGCCCCAGGACCUGGAGUGGGGGUGGGUUGUGCCCCCCACUGCAACAAAGAAGUCCUGGGGCCAGCACGUGGGCAAAUGGGACCAGGGAAGACCCUGAGGGCCGGCGCCCUGCCCGUAGGAGGAGCCAGAUUGUGCUGCUCAGAAAGGGUGCCCACCCCCACCUCCUGCCCACCCUUCAUGUCCAGGGAACAAAGAGCCGUUUCGAACACAGGGAUCACCCUGCCCACUUCCUGCUUCAUGCCAGCCACCAGGCUGGGGACCACUGCCAAAGAAUGGCACCGUCCACAGUCUGCUGUGUCACCUCAGCCCAUAGGCCCAGGCACAUCUUGGAAGGUGCCAGACCUCCUCUCCCUACCCCUCCUCUCUCUCUCACUGGGCGGACGAGGAGGUAUACAGCAAGCUGGAUCUAAGCUAGACAGAAGGAAGAAUGGCCUAACUCUUGGUGUGCCACCAUAGGCUGGAGAGGAGGACCCUGGCUGAGGGCUGGUGGCUGGUCCCACGGCCUCCCCAAACCUCUCCCCUGGCCCAGGAGGGCCCAGACUGGGCAGUCCCCGAAGCCCCAGCCUCAGGUGCCAUCUCUCCAGGCCAGGCUCUUCCCUGGGUCCUCGUCCCAGUCCUGGACCAAGUCACACCAGCCAGGCCUUCCGGGGUGGCUGAGGUGGGGAUGCAGACCACAUCUUCAUCUGACCCUGAGGUCAGAGAGGGUCGGGUCAGGAGGUGCAAGAUGGAGAGGCGGAAGACGGCACAGGAAUAUGUGACCACGAGCAAAACAGCACAGUCGGAUGACCAGGCUGGCCAUGGGGAGCUGGGAGGGAUGGGAGACGGGUCAGCGGCACUGGCGCCACCAAGAGGAGGGCAGCAUGUGGGCGUCUGGGAGGACAGCACAGAGUCACAGGCUUAGGGAAAUGUCUGCGGUCCCUCGGGGCCUGCCCAGGGAAAACCUCCUCCGGGCUCCCAGCGAGGGGCGGCACAGCCCUUGGAGGGCGGCCAGGCUCUAAGCCCAGGGCCCUGCCGCGGCACCAGCAGGGACGCAGGCCCCCAGUCCUCUUCUGCAGCUCCCAGCCCCCUCCUCCUGGGGCCCUCAGGGAUCUCACAACGUCUUCCUUGGCCCAAGAGGGCAGAUGCCCUGGGCUCUGGUGGGGGGAGGGGUCUGGGGUCUGGUCCGGGUUCCCCCCUCUCUAUUCCCCCUCCCUCUUUCUCCGCAGUGCGGAUAAAAAUUGGACUCUAAUAAUAAACACUCAGUGCCCGGAUGGC